This is a messenger RNA of Sungouiella intermedia, 4014 nucleotides long. The record is from the annotation of a GenBank genome assembly. Lineage: Eukaryota; Fungi; Ascomycota; Pichiomycetes; Serinales; Metschnikowiaceae.
AUGGAUCCCCUAUCACCAUCGGAAAGCUCUGUGAGUUUUCCGUCUCUGUCCAGUCGACCGGCAACUCCAAUUAAGCGGAAACGCUUCGAUGAUAGAGCUCAAACGGCCAUUUCACUUCAACUCAGAGCGCAUGCUUCACUCAACCAUGACUUUCCUCAUCCGUCAACAUACCACGACACCUCCAGAGUUCUGAAUAUGGUUCGCUGGUCCGAGAUCAAAAAUGUCUCUAAAGUUGUCAAUCUGGACGAGUUUGCCUCGACGUUUGGUGUGGCUCUGUACAUCGACCUCUCUCCUAUGUACAUCGCCGUGGCCACUACCUUGGGCGCCAUCAUUGGCUUCAAUUAUCACCAAGAUGUGCAAUUUAUGUUACUAUUACACCAGCAGGAGGAUCUGGCUUUCAAGCCGGAUGUAGCGAUCACCUCCAUGUCAUUUUCGGCCUCAUCAACCCAUUUGAGUGCCGGAUAUAUGGAUGGAAAAAUCGCUGUGUGGGACUUGAAUGCUCAAAAGGCAAAGCUGGGUGGCUAUUUGGUCAUAUAUCCAUACGAAGUCAUUCAUUCAAUAACGCUAGAGUCUAGGUUUGCUCGCAAUGGUCAGGGUCACUUAACUGGAGUGCCAGUCAAUAGUGUGCAAUUUGUAGGCGAUCUGAACCAUCACUUGGUGUCGUCAGAUGUAUCUGGAUUGGUAUUCUUCCACCAUGGCUUCAAAAAGUUUCUUCAGAAGUACUAUGUAUCGCAGAAAUUGUUGGGCCAGAACGAUAGCAAUCAAACCGACCAGAGUGAAAGGUUCACCAUCAAAGAUUGCAAGAUUCUUCCUGUGGGGACGUCUUCUCUGAUAACAGAUCAUAUCGGUGUUGUGGCUGUAAUGUCUAGCAACAUAUUGGCGAUUGUGUCUAUUCGUUCGUUGAACAAUGCCAGCUCGAUUAAUCCCAUCACGCACUUUAAGAUCUCUAAGUCAAAACAUGUCAAUCUGGACGACGGUCCUGUCUCUGGCUCUUUGUCUUGGUAUCCGUGCAUUGAAAGAAAUAACCAUAUAUCCAACGCCAAGUUGGCCUACGCCUGGAAUAACGUUCUAACGAUCUUGGAGCUCGACAACAAAAGUAUUCCUAGCAAUCUCAUGAAGGUCAUAGGCGAUUUGAAAGACAAAGACAAGGGUGUACCCAAGUUACCUAUCUACAAAACAGCGAGAUGGACGUCUCCUGAUCCAACUGACAGAAUAGUCAAUUUGGCGUGGCUCAAUUCAGAGAUUUUGACAGCAUUGGUGAAGUGCUCCGAAACCACAGAAACUAAACUUUACUUUCUUUUUUACUCCAGCGGUACGAAAACAACAUUCGUAGAGGUUGGUGUGGAUGAUUUAGACUCUCAGCAAAUCAACUGGAAUGAACUUGAGACGAAAGCAAAGGAUCAGUCGUUGGUGUUCCGCAACUACCAUAACUCCAUGCGUAUUUUCAGACAUACGCUAAUGAUCUUGGUCAAUUCACACUCCAGAUCCCAAAAGAACAUUCUCACAGGAAAGGUUUUCAAAUGGGCUGAUCGUCUCAUGGAUUUCUUGAACCAAAAGGACUACCAAGCUGCUCUUCUUACCGCCAAAGAGUACUAUAACUCUGAAAAUUUCGGCCAUUUGGUCCUCAGUGGCCUUCCUCACACUACAGAAGAGCGACACAAAGUGGUACGGCCUUUUCUCAUCCAGAUCAUGUCUGAGUCGGUGGUGCCUCUAUUUGCUAACCCAGAGGAGGGUAUGGAGGCCGAUAAAAUACUACUUACCUACAUGCAUGUGAUUUCCAUGUUAGCCAGUGAAGAUAAUGGCCAUGUUUCGUCUACUUUACUGGAUGUUCUUGAGCUGCUACAUGAAAAUUUCACCAACGAAGAGGUGUUUUUCAACACCCUUGAAAAUUUUAUUCUCACUAAGCAAAUCCGAAACCUCUCUCCUGUUCUUUUCAAGCAUUUGGUGGAGUUUUAUGUCCAUUCUGGAGAUGGAGGUAUCCUCACAGAAAUAAUUUGCAUUUUAGAUACCUACACUCUCAACAUUGAUGAGACUCUACACUUGUGUGAUUUACAUGGCCUUCGUGAAUGCAGUGUCUACAUUUGGAACCAUCUUUUGCACGAUUAUAUGACUCCAUUUGUAAUGCUCAUAGAGGACUUAUAUCUGGAUAAGUACGAUGACGCUCAGAAACUGCUUGUCUUCACCUACAUGUCUUAUAUUCUCACAGGGCGGCAGUUUCCUAGCGAUGAAUUCUUAAGUAUGAGUGAUGCAGAGGAAAGUCGGAACGUCAUUUGUGGUGUUUUGUUUAGCAUCACCCCGAUACAUUGGCCAAAGGGCUCAUCGACUAUUUUCCUCAAAGAAUCUCAAGAUACAGUGUUCCCUUACUUGUUACGGUUCCUCAAAUUCAAUACAUUCGAAAUGCUUGUGACUCUAAACGAGUUUUUUGAGCAUCCAUACUUGAACUCGGAGCUUCCAGGUGAGCUCAAUCGGCAAUACAUAAUUGAGGCACUUCUUGAUAUUUUUCAAUUCAAUAAGGACAGUUUUAGUGACUCCGACUUUGUGCAUCUCGCCAUCUUCAUUGCACGCAACUAUCCCAAAUAUUAUCAAUUCAUUCGGUUGCUGGAAACUGUUUUGCAUACCACCGUUGAACUCUUGUGUAACAACACAAUUGAGGAACUUCAUAACGACUGUGAGCUAGCCUUGCAGAGUUUGCUUCCAUUCUAUGAUGUUGAGAGCGAUGGUUUUCUUCUUGAAAAGGUCAAGGCUGCUAAAUUCUACGAUGUCCUAUUCGGUAUUUACAAGAGCGAAGGAAAGUUUGCUAAUGCAUUGGAUGUUUGGCUUCAAAAGCAAAGAGAGCUGGCAUCCAUGGACUACCAAAGAAAUUUUGCAGUUUUAGCAUCAAUCAUUGAGGCAUCGUAUACUUCCGCUUCAGAGAAUACCCUGGAAAGAUUACAACUUGUGCAAUUCAUUGGUGACCACUUCGAUGAACUCAUCUCUCGUAACACAGAUGAUAUGGUUGUGUUGGCCAAUACCUAUAAUCAAGACUUGCACUUGAUGGUCCUAAAGUGCAAUGACCCAGCAGUAGCAUUCAAGUAUCUUCAGGUACUUUUCUCGCGGUACGAUUUGCAAGACAUAGGGGCCGCAAGAAUUAACCUAGCUGUUCGUUACGUUGAGUUGCUUUGUGUAUUCGUGAGUGACGAGGUGAUGUCUAUUGUUAGUCGAUUUGCUCCAGCAUUGGUGAACUUUCCAGAGCAUGCAAAGACUUUGGAAGCUUAUUUGGAGCAAAAUGACAAUAUCAGUGCAAGCACGAUUAUUCUUCGAGUGGAUGGUCGCUAUGAUGAAGCAUUGCAGAAAUUGAUCGGAGCAAUGAAGACGGAGGUCGCGAGGCAGAACGGUGCAGCCAUCGAGAAAUAUAUUAAUGCUGCUAUACCAGUGUGUGAAGAAGCAGAUGGAGGGAACUUGUGGAAAACUUUCGUAGAGGAAUUGGUUCGGAUGACGUCCGGCUCCAAUGAAGAAGUCUGUGGAGUGUUGAACCAAGGAAUUUACCAAUGUUUCCGUAGCAUCACCAAUCAGCAAGAUUCCCACGAAAACAAGGAAGUCAAGGAGACGUUUACAAGCAUUUUCAAUGACAUACUCGAGUUGGCAACGGUUUCUAAUAUUCGAGCCAUUCUCCAAGAGAUUCUCACAUCGUAUUUCUUUGAGAGCGAAAUGCACACCAUUACCGUCAGCAAAAUAAACCAGGGAAUCUACAAGUAUAUGGAGCAGAUCAAGGUUGACCUGCUUCGUGGUUGGCUUAUCAAGAGUCAGAAUUGUACAAGCUGUGGGAAACCUAUUUGCGGGAAGAAUGUUCCUGCUGUGAAUAUGAUGGCAUGGGAGGAUCGAGAACGGAGGCGAGUGUUUGUGGUGGAGGAAAGAGAAGAAAAAUAUAAAGAAGCUCAAAUUAUUUUAUUUAAGUGUCGUCAUGGUUAUCAUACGCUGUGUUUGGCCAAUUUGGGCAGCCCAGGGAAAUGCGUGAUAUGCACCAGUGAAGAUUGA